GAGCAUGCAGAGUAUGUGACUACAAGUGCUCCCGUAGGCAUGCAUUCACAGGUGUGUCCGCCACAGCCCUUCCCCGCCGGCGGUGCGCCCAGCCAGUUUUGGCGUGGUGUUGAUGGCGGCGGUCGACGGGUGAUGCUGGUUGCCGCAGCGACGCCACCGACUGGUGGCACGACGCUGAGCAGUCCCGGACCCAGUCCGUCAACUCCUCUCAGCCACCGACACUCACCCACUAACGCCCGCUCAGCUCCUGUUUCCCCCGCGCCCGCCCCUCCUACACCGCCUCCUCCCCCUCCAACUCGAAAUGUUGUCCAGCGCCAUCAGCCGCAGCAACAGCCUCUAAUGCAUUUCACUCAUCAACCUGGUUCUGUUGCCACGACCACGCACUCCAUGGCACCGGACUUCCGGAACCGCCCGACACCCUGCACUUCACAGGAACCUCCGUCUGGAAUGGGUCCCAGACAGAGUUCGCUUCCUCGUCCCGAUCGUUCGUCAAAUUCUUCACCCGACGACUACGCCCCGCCGUCCCUGCCACCCAGGCAAGCGCGUCUUUUGCUUUUCUCCAUGCCUGUCGUCUACCAUUUCACUGCGAAAAGGCGUCACCCGCCUCCUCCGCCCCCCAGAAGUGGCAGUGGUUUGUGCCCGUCGCAACCAACGCACUCGUGUCUCUCACCCGACCAACGCCGCUACGCCUCCACUCCGCCGUCGUCGUCGUCUUCGUCACUCCAUCGUCCCUCACCGCCGCAGCGUUCGCUGGGAGACAACCGAGCACCAGUCCCUUUGAUACCGCCUACUGUGUCUCCGCAUCGACCCUCUGAGUGUCCCUCAGAUUGUUUUGACGUGGAAGUCACGAAUAGCCUGUUGCGACUGUUGUUCGCUCGCUUUGUCGAUGGCAACGACGUCACGGCGCCAGACCUACGCAGGGUCGUAGCGCACUUGGUGCAGAUCGCUCACACGGAGAUCUUCAUCCAACCUCCGAGUCUACAGGCUCCUCAGCGGUGUCUGGAGGCGACGAUGGGACCUGGUGGCGGGUUGCUGGAAAAGAUGGAAGUCUCCUUAUACGACCAACAGUCAGCUUCGUUGUCAAGCCAUCUCCACAAGGGUAUGCAGCGACGCAGUCGCAAUUCCGUUUCGUUAGUGUCUGCUAUUUCAGCAAAAGUGUUCAGGGCCGACCUCGACGUUGUGACCUCAGUGACAGACAUGCAGGAUACUGACGAUGCCGUCGACGAAACCGCCUCUACCUCGUCGUCUUCCGAGUCUCCGAAUUCCAGUGACGACGAAGUCGAGGAGGGAGGUGAUUACGAUGUCUACGAAGAUGAUAUACGAGGUCUGACGGGGACACCUAGCACACAGCAAGCCCCCGCCGGUGGUGUCGCGCUGUCCGCGCCAGAAGCAUCCAACGCUCACACUGGAACAACGCCGACGACACACCCGACUACCACCCUCCUGACCGUGGCGGAACUGCAUGCCCUUCCGCAGAACACCACCAUCAAGUGCCUCAAAGCAUCUGCCAUGGAGGCACUCAUCACCCUCAUUUCCACCUACCAACUGGACCCUGCUCUGCGUCGGCGCGACCUCGACAUCGCCCAACUGCUCUCGCGGAUCCAGGCCUACACGAUGACCCAGAGCGAGCGUGUGAUGGCGGCGCGAUCGGCGCGACGCGGCGGAGAGGGUCGGCUCUCGCCCGACGACGGACACCGCGUCGCCCCCACCCACGUCCCCGUGCCCGAGGUCGCUGCUCUCGUGCGUCUCUCCUUCCACACCAACCAUCGCCAGGCCAUCUGCGACCUGGGUGAGUGCAAACUGAGCUACUCAUACAAAUCUGGUUCUACCGCCAUUACGAGUAACCGGGAAGUCCAUGUUUCUGCAGGUGGUCUCCACGCUUUGCUGAGCCUCCUUCGUUGGGAGCACGCCUGGUGGCAAAUCCACUCAGAGGAGGGCCACGGCAACUCCCUCGCCAUCCCCACCAACACCUCUCAAGUCCACUCAACAACGCCUCCAAACAGUGCUGGUCUGGGGACCGCGCCUCUGGACCAGUCGGCGGGCGGGGAGAGGGUUGAUGGCGUCUCCCCUGGAGCCACCAUGACCACGGCAGAAGCCAGCCUUGCCCUGCGACGCUACAUCUGCGUGGCUCUCACCAAUCUCACAUUCGGCUCUCCACCAAACAAAGCCUUCGUGUGCAAACGACGCAGCCAUCUCGAGGCGCUCAUCGCCCAGCUUGAAGUUGGCAGCGAAGAGCUUAAACAGGCACCAAACAGUCGAUCACUGAUUGGUUCUUUUGAAGGUCGCGGCAAGCGUGUUGCGCAAUUUGAGCUGGCACACGGACGCGCGCAGCAAGGCGGCCCUCCGAAGGGCCCAGGCGGCGACCCGCCUCACCCGGGCCGUGCUCUCGGCGCAGCGCGAGCCCACCCUGCGCACCACCCUCAACGCCCUCUGGAACCUCUCGUCGCACUCCACCGCCAACAAAAAGGCCGUGUGCAGGUGCGUGACCCCCCACUCUACCCUAACCUCUGCCCCCUCCCUCCUCCCGCACAGACCGGGGUUGAAACUCUAGGCGACGCCAGAAACCCUAGCCGACACCAGUUUGGCCCCGUUUGUGUCAACGGGACUCUCGCUUUCCUAGUGUCAACAUUGGACGUGAAAAAUCCCAACAAAGACGUCGAAAUCAAGGCCAACAGCGGUGGGGUUCUGCGUAACCUUUGUCCCGUCAUUGUCAACAGUCUGGAAUACAGGGCCGUCUUGCGAACUCACAACUGUUGCGCAAUCCUUCUCGAGCAACUGCGGACAUCGCCCAGCGUGACGGUCGUUGUGAAUGUCUGCGAGGUGCUGGGUGCGCUCUCGGCGACACCCCUGCGCGACGCCAAGCCCAGCUCGGCCCUGCUCUACGAAUCCGCCUCUACCGACCAGGCCCUCAUGAUCAGGCUGGGCGCCUUGGACAUCCUCCAUCGCCUCGCGCACUCCCGCCAUCGCUACGUCGUGAGUAGCUCCAAACAGGCCCUUGAGAAUCUCGAGCGCGCGCAUGUUCUGAUGAAGACCCAACGCAUUGUUCCCUACCCCGCCAACACGGAUUUCUCCACCUUCACGCCCUCCACCACCGCCACGGGAAGUCCUGUGACGAGCAACCAGUCGUCUGGCUCCAGUUCUCCUGCCUCCCCGGCAGAACAAGUUUACCGCCGGCGGAUGAGCAAUCGAUCGCACCUCCGAUUUGGCCUUCUAUCCGUCGUUCUAGAGACGAAUGACGAUUUCGAAGAGGAGGAGGAGGACGACGACGAUGAUGAUGACAAUGAGGCUUCAAGUAACGAGGAGGAGGAGGAAGUUGAUAGUGUUCAAGAAGAAGAACGAAGCACAGAGUGUUCAUCGAAGGCUUCAGAGGCUGGUGGUGAGGAGGAGGCGGAAUUCAAGCUGCCUGAGUAUCCUCAUGCGCCGGACGAUCACAUCGACCCGUCGGCGGACAAGUCUCCACCGCCGCCGCCGCCACCACCUCCCCCUCCUCCUCCGGCGUAUGCUCAGACGUCUGUGGAGGAAGAAGAGCAGGCGUGUGUGUAUGCGGACGAGGGCACCCCAUUUGGACCGUCUGCUCGCACCUCGAUUCUUGACCUCCGGUCACCUCCAAAGCAUGAGCCUUCAACACUGGUGUAUGAUAACUUCAUAACACCACCUCGGCGGUCUCUACACCCCUACGUGAAUGUGGACAUGCCACAAAAAGGAACACUUCCCAAGCAGGUGGCCUCCAGUGGAGUCUCCUCUCCUACUUCCUCAAAUGCCGCUGUCCUUGAAACUCCGAUGAUGUUCUCGAGGGCAACGUCAUCCUGCAUCUCAUCGGUGGACUUGGGCCCACUUCCGCCCAUCGAGUCGUCCCCAGAGAGUGUUUAUUCCACAACCGAAGACGAUGAGGUGGACGCUGACGAUGAAAUCGCCCUGGGCACCAGCCCGAGUGAUCUUCCACCCUCGAUUACGACAGUCCAUAAAAAGCCGAAACCGGUGGUCACCGAAGAUAAGAUCGGUGUUGUCGAGGAGGAAACUCAAAUAAUGUUCGCCGAGGAAGGCUCGCCUCUUGAUAGCAAUUCUCUGAGCGGUGAUCGUGAACCCUCAGUUCCACCGCCGAUCUGGGGAGCUCCAGAACCCACGAACGAUGUCGUCCAGUCCUCACACAAGAUCCUCCAGCAGUGCAUCGCAUCUGUCAUGCCCAGUGCCGCGCCGUCAGCCCCAGCGCCUGUCGCCUACGUGAGUGACGGUGGGAAUGUAUUCUCGGUGGCAGCCGCCGCAACCACCACCGAGGACACGAUCCAGUCCUUUGCUGUCGAGGGCACGCCCUUCGCCUUUUCGACAAAGAACAGUUCUUUCAGCGACGUGUCAAUAACCGACCCCGAGGCCGUGCCACGCACCUCGGCUUCCUCGGGUAUUUCCAAAUCGGCGUCUCCAGCACAGUCCAUAGUGAAGGCGGAUGCCUACGCCUGUUCGGAGGACGCGAGCUCCGUCAACGAGGUGGAGGAAGAGGGCUCGGUGAAUCUGCUCUCCGAGGUGAUCCAGUCGGCGCUGCCGAAGCAGGGCAGGUUCCCGACAACGCUGAAUGACAACGACGGCGACAGCGAGAAUCCCUCAAUGUCUCCCCUCAGCAAAUGCGUUGUAAGCAAGCUGGCCGCGCCUCGAAUCGGCUUCGGGCAUUCCGCGCAUCAGAGAAGGCCCCAGGCCACUGUAGCACCGAUGCCCCAACGAACCGCCGAGGACUCACAGCCGACGAGCGAGGCUAUCAAGUCAGAAGGCAAACAGACCAGCGAUAGCGAAGCCGACAAUUCCUCGUUCUCGUCGCUCCUAAGCAUCGAGUCUGUUGGUGUUGAGACGAGUCUUCUUCAGCAACUCCCCGUGUGCUUAUUUUUUCGCCAAAUCCAGGAGUGUAUUUCCUCAGCAAUGCCAACACCCAAACUGCCGAUUUCGACCUCCUGCCGUGGAAUCGGUGGGGUCAAGGCCGCUGGUCAUUUGCAGCAGCACAUCGCUUACGCUGCGCCAGCGGCUCCCGCGACCGCACCACUCACGACCCCCGUCUCGCCACAGUCCCAGUCGCCGUGUCCACACGAGGCCCCGCCGGACGCCAAACACCUCCACCAGGCCCUGCAGCCGACGCGCCAGACGCCCUCCAGCGGUGGAAGCAACCUCCGUCGGGCUGGACAUUUUUUAGCUCAUGGUUCCGGCACUGCAAGCGUUCGCAGCAACAGCAGGCCGGAGCAGCAGAUCAGAGACGCCGCCACCACCACCACUGCCGACAGCCGCAGCCACAGUCGCCUGGUCCAGGCGACGACGACGACGACGAAGAAGACCACGAGGCCUGCUGCGACAAGUCCAACGGGGCCAGCGCUAAGGCCUCCUCGUCCAGUGUCUGGCAUCGCCUCACGAGGCACUAAGUUUGCCGCCAACAACAACAACCUCGGCCUCGCCACACCAACUGCAGCGCACACAAACCGAUUUAUUUGCGCCUCCGUCUUUUCAGUGCUGAAGCCCUUCGAGUUGGGCCAGAGGGCAAGUGACGAGGAGUACUUUCCGCUACCCCCUCCAACAGGGAACUUUGAUGCUGAUGACGAUUCCGCUACUUUGGUUGGCGACAGCAGUCCUCCGCGGAGUCCAUCACCACCACCGUCGCCUCCUCCGGCUGUCGCGAAUGGAAAACGAGUUGAUGCCCCAUGCGAGGAUCAGGAUGACGAACCGCUGGAUCUCGAGGCGCUAAUGAGCCAACCAAGUGACGGCUUCGAUUUAGACGAUGCUGCUGAGCAGAAGAUCUCGAAAGAAAUUAGGCCUACGUCAGCUCCGGUAAAUUCUGCUCCAGGAGACACGAAGGUCCCUGAAAAGAACUUGACUGACACAUCCGGCUCAAAAUCCCAAGCCUCGAGCGGUCAACUCGCGAGGCUUAGCUCGGGAAUGAUAAAACCGCCCUCGAAUCUCCGAAAGCCUGUCACGGCGUUGCCAUCGCGUUCACGAUCGACACCAGCCCCGUCUUCCGCCUCUUCCUCCACACCUGCUCCACUUCAGCCACUGCAAUCGGCUUCAACUUCUUCCAUUUUGCGUCCUCCACCAGUUGCGGCAAGCGGCCUUCCGCAGCCGGUCGGUUCGACAACGCGGACGCCAGCCGGCGCGACUGACGCGGUGAAGCCCUCGGGUUUGGCCCAGCCCCGCUACGUGUCUCCGCAGGCGGCACGAGCCACCUCCGUCGGCUCGCGAGAGGCUCGCCGGCCCGCGUCCGCCCAGCCCAACCCCCACGCCGCGUCACCUGCCAGCUUCGCACCACAGCGAGCCACCAGACCGGUCUCUGGUGAGUUGAAGGCGGUCGCCACCAAUCGAAGCGGGCUGAAGGCCCCCUCCGGCAGCGUGGGGGCUGUCAACAGGACGGCGUCGGCUAAGAAGGCACAGUCGCAGCCUGUGGCGAUAAGGACGGGCGCGAAGAGUGAGGCGCUUGUGGAGGAACGACAGCACUUGAGGGUGCUAGAGGAGGUGAAGGGAGUAAGAGGGGGAGGAGGAGGCGGGUGCCGCGCAACGCUCAGCGGCACUGGACUGACCAGAACAAAUGUCAGUGGGAUGGGGCGAAUUACGGUGAUUAAGCCGCGUGUGGGAGAGCUUCUCACUCCAAGUUCAAGAGGGUCUUCUGCGUCGGGCGAGCAAUACGAGGUGGUCGAGCGUUGCCAUGCAGCAGCAGCAGCACCGGGCGCCACGCGACCCGUCGGUGUCGAUCGCGCGUGUCCCCCCAAGUCGGCCAAUCCACCGCGGACCGCCGCGCCCGCCACCCGUCUCAGACAGGGCCCGCCACCUCCGCCCUCGGAGCUCAGCGGUCCGCCUCAUGCGACACCUCCUGCCCCCUCCGCUUCCAGACCGUCGUCCGGUCUCAAACCGCCUGGGUUCUCCUCGUCCUCCCUCCCCGGGACCCUCAGAUCCCCGCAAACACGCACCUCCAAGGCGUCACCUUCAGCGCACCUGGCUGCCGCCGACCAGUGGAUAGUCCGUCGGGAACUCACCAGCUAA
Messenger RNA from Mesocestoides corti, 7002 nucleotides. Lineage: Eukaryota; Metazoa; Platyhelminthes; Cestoda; Cyclophyllidea; Mesocestoididae. The record is from the annotation of a GenBank genome assembly.